Messenger RNA from Polyodon spathula (Mississippi paddlefish), 2413 nucleotides. Its product is annotated as gastrula zinc finger protein XlCGF26.1-like. Bases 304 to 2088 code for a protein of 594 amino acids. The transcript has 2 exons. Lineage: Eukaryota; Metazoa; Chordata; Actinopteri; Acipenseriformes; Polyodontidae. The record is from RefSeq and is a predicted model, not a curated record.
CAAAUUAACAUAAAUGCAUCGCUUAAAAUUAUAUAUUAUAUGGCAUUGCUUAAAUUGGUAUAAUCCAAGCAUGUUUUGACACGGAAGAAUCUGCAUGUUUAGUUUCCGGUUGCAUUUCGAGGCUUGUUCCGUGUCCUGUAGCAAUAUUUAAUUUCAACAGUGAUUAAGAUUGUAGCCAGAGGAAGUAACUUGUUUUACUCCUUCUUUUACAGUGCCACUCAUUUCAACAGUUUUGAAAGUAAUUCAUUUUUCCAGGGCAGAGCUGCUGAAGGAAGCAGAUUUACCUUGGUGAAACACUCAAACAUGAACACUGUUGCCAUUAAAGAGGAGGUCCCUGAAGUGGACUUUGUCCAUGUUAAGGAGAAUGUUCCUGAUCUGGACACUGUCGCCAUUAAAAAGGAGGUCCCUGAAGUGGACAUUGUCACCAUUAAACAGGAGGUCCCUGAAGUGGUCAUUGUCCAUGUUAAUGAGAAUCUUCCUGAGCUGGACACUGUCGCCAUUAAAGAGGAGGUCCCUGAACUGGACAUUGUCACCAUUAAAGAGGAGGUCCCUGAAAAUGACACUGUGCACACCGAUAGGUCUACAGUUCCAGAUUCUGUGUCUGUUAAAUAUUCAAAAGCCACAAGCAGCUUGCAGGGUUCACACCAGUGUACAACUUGUGGAAAAAAUUUCAGUCAGAUAGGACUCCUUAAAUCACACCAGAAAAUCCAUACAAUCAGUUACAAAAGGAAACUACAUCAUUGCAAAGAAUGUGGGAAAAGAUUCAGUACUUUAAGACUACUUAAACAACACCUACGAAUUCACACUGAAAAGAAACAGUAUAAUUGUAGCGAAUGUAAAAAGAGUUUUAGGCAUUUACAUGGAUUAAAAAAACACCAGAGAAUCCAUACAGGAGAGAGCCCAUAUUCCUGCACUGAAUGUGGGAAGUGUUUCAGGCAGUUAGGAAGCCUUCAAUACCACCAGCGUACGCACACAGGAGAGAGACCAUAUCAUUGCACUGAAUGUGACAAGAGUUUCAUCAAGUCAGGAAACCUUAAAGACCACAUGCGCAUUCACACUGGAGAGAAACCAUAUCCUUGUACACAGUGUGAGAGAAGUUUCAGGCAAUUAGGAGCUCUUAAAAAACACUUGCGAAUUCAUGCAGGAGUGAAACAAUUUAUUUGUAGUGAAUGUUGCAAAAGUUUCGUUCUGUUAGAUAACCUAAAAAAACACCAGAAAAUUCACACAGGAAAGAAACCAUAUCCUUGUACACAAUGUGGGAAACAUUUCAGUGAAUUAGGGGGCCUUAAAAAACACCAGCAAAUUCACACAGGAGAAAAGCCGUAUGCCUGUGCAGAAUGUGGGAACAGUUUCAGACAAUUAGUUAAUCUUAAAUACCACCAGCUAAUUCAUACUGGAGAGAAGCCCUAUCCUUGUACAGAAUGUGGAAAGAGUUUCAGGCAAAUAGGAGCUCUUAAGAAACACCAGCAGAUUCACAUGGGAGAGAAACCACAUUAUUGUACCGAGUGUUGUAAAAGCUUCAAGGAUAUAGAAAGCCUUCAAUAUCACCAGCAAUGCCACACAGGGGAGAAACAGUUUCUCUGUACUGAAUGUGGAAAGAAGUUCCUUCAGUUAGGAAAUCUGAAAAGACACCAGCGAAUUCACACAAGAGACCAGCCAUAUAUCUGUACAACAUGUGGGAUAAGUUUCUGUUCAUUUAUAACCCUUCAGAAACACCAGCAAACUCACACAGAAGAGAAUCAAUAUGACUGUUCUGAAUGUAGACAGAGUUUCUCUUCAUUAAAAAACCUUCAAAAACACCAGCAAGUUCACACAGGACUUAAACCAUAUAAUUGUGUAGAAUGUAUGAAGAGUUUUUCCCAAAUAGGAAACUUCAAAAAGCACAUGCGAACUCAUACUGAACAGAAUCCAUGUUACUGUAAAGAUUGUGGGAUGCGUUUUACUCGGUUAGGCAGCCUAAGAAGACACCAACAAAUUCAUAUAAAGAAUCCAUUUCGCUGUAUAGAGUGUGGGAAGUGUUUCAGCAAUAUAGAGCAUCUUAAAGGCCACUCGCAAAAUCACUCGAGAGAAACCCUCUGGAGGUGCUGAAUAUGGAAGGGCUUUGAUGCAUGGAAACGAUGGCGUCAUUCAGAGUGCACAAGGACUCGAUGACCUGAAGGCAACAACAGAACAGUGCUCAAUUUCAGCAUGUCCUAUAUGGAUUGGAUUCGUGCACAACUUGGUAUUCCAUCAUCUUGCAAUUGGUGCUUUCAUUUUUGACGUGGACUUGAGUGUGCAAUUCAUAAUGGUUAAGCUCUUACUGUACGCUAUGAGUUUGGACUUCAGUGCGUGACUCAAGAUUUCUGUUUUUAAUUGUACAAUGUAAAUAUAUCAGUCAAAAUAAAGGAGUAAACUGCAUUUUGACUUUCUGCUA